Cylindrotheca closterium is the source of this 486-nucleotide messenger RNA. Lineage: Eukaryota; Bacillariophyta; Bacillariophyceae; Bacillariales; Bacillariaceae. The record is from the annotation of a GenBank genome assembly.
AUGGUGGCUCCUUAUUACAUUUCCAUCACAGGAUUCACCCUCAAGUCGAUAAUUUACCUUCCAAAGUUCAUGUCCUAUUCAAUCCCUGCUGAAAAACAGGCUGCCGCCGCUGAGGGCAACCUAUUCACCGAAACGACGUAUAUUGACGGGAUCCUUCACACAUUAACCGCCUGGAAAGACAAACAAAGUAUGCGCAAGUAUAUGUUGUCAGGCGCUCAUGCCAAAGCGCUGAAAGUGUCUCGCGAAAUUGGCGAAUACUCUUACGGAACAAAGACCUAUGGAUAUGAAGCUGAAACGAUACCAAACUGGAAAGAAGCAAGGCAAAUCUGGGAAGAAAAGGGAACACUACACGGAAAGCCAAUACCAACCAAAGCACCAACCUGUAAGACCACACAACAUUCCAAAAUCUUGUUUGGAGGGAACCUGUAUGUGAAAAUUCUAGUGGCAUGUUCAGCAUGGUUCUUGCUGACAAAGAUGAAGAUCUGA